CACCACAGGGCGGCUUUUUGUCUAGCCAUGGCGAGCUUGGCACACCAAUGCGCGUCUCGUCUCGAUUGUAGAUCCAGGAUCGAGCGAAUCGGCGCCCUUUCUAGCAUCCCUGGAGCUAAUCCAAGCAGGAUCGCAAGAACCAGGGGGCGGAUCUGUGGAGCGAUCGCCAGCAGCGGCACCGGUGGCGCUUCCGCUGCCCUUAUGGAGAAGCCGGCGCUGGAGAUGGAGGCUAGCGCGCUGUGGGAGAGGUAUGUGGAGUGGCUCUACCAGCACAAGGAGCUCGGCUUGUACGUGGAUGUGAGCCGGAUGGGAUUUAGCGAUGGCUUUGUCAAGGCGAUGGAGGAGAGGUUUGCAAAGGCUUUCAAGGACAUGGAGAAGCUCGAAGGCGGUGAUAUCUCCAAUCCGGACGAGAAAAGAAUGGUUGGCCACUACUGGCUGAGAAACUCCGAGCUUGCUCCAAGCUACUAUCUGAAGAAGCAAAUCGAUGAGACGCUCGAGGGAGUGAAGGCUUUCGCUGGAGAUGUUAUCAGCGGUAAGAUAAAGCCACCACCAUGCCCAGCGGGAAAAUUCACGCAUGUUUUGUCGAUUGGAAUUGGAGGCUCCGCGUUAGGACCUCAGUUUGUGGCCGAAGCCUUGGCACCUGAUAAUCCUCCUCUUGAGAUCAGGUUCAUUGAUAACACCGAUCCUGCUGGUAUUGAUCACCAAAUUUCUCAGCUCGGGGCCAAGUUAUCGUCUACUUUAGUGAUUGUUAUCUCGAAGAGUGGUGGUACUCCAGAGACUCGCAAUGGCUUGUUGGAAGUCCAGAAAGCUUUCCGGGAGAAGGGACUUGACUUUCCAAAGCAGGCUGUGGCGAUCACUCAAGAAAAAUCCUUGCUUGACACCACCGCUCGCAGUGAGGGCUGGCUUGCAAGGUUUCCAAUGUUCGACUGGGUUGGAGGGAGAACCUCUGAAUUAUCAGCCGUGGGACUUCUUCCAGCUGCGCUUCAGGGCAUCAACGUGGACGAUAUGCUUUAUGGUGCGGCAUUGAUGGACAAGGCCACGAGAAAGCAAUCGAUUAAAGAGAACCCCGCUGCUUUGCUAGCACUUUGCUGGUAUUGGGCCUCGAAUGGUAUUGGAUCCAAAGACAUGGUUGUUCUUCCCUACAAAGACAGCUUGCUCUUGUUUAGUCGCUACUUACAGCAGUUGGUGAUGGAGUCUCUUGGCAAAGAACUCGACUUAGACGGGAAUUUGGUAAAUCAAGGAUUAAGUGUGUACGGGAACAAAGGCAGCACAGAUCAACACGCAUACAUUCAACAGCUUAGAGAGGGUGUUUCAAAUUUUUUUGCAACUUUUAUAGAGGUUCUUCGGGACAGACCUCCGGGCCAUGACUGGGAGCUUGAGCCUGGCGUAACUUGUGGUGACUACCUGUUUGGUAUGCUUCAGGGGACCAGAUCCGCUCUUUAUGCAAACAAGAGGGAAUCCAUCACAGUAACUGUCCAAGAAGUCAAUGCUCGGACUAUCGGUGCGCUGAUAGCGCUGUAUGAACGAGCAGUCGGCCUCUAUGCGAGCUUGGUAAACAUUAACGCGUAUCAUCAACCAGGCGUCGAGGCAGGAAAGAAAGCAGCGGCAGACGUAUUGGCCUUGCAAAAGAGAGUUCUUGCGGUUUUAAACGAGGCCAGCUGCAAGGAACCAGCCGAGCCACUUGCAGUAGAAACUAUUGCACAGUUAUGCCAAGCUCCAAACCAGGUUGAAAUGAUUUACAAGAUUGUGUUGCAUAUGGCUGCGAACGAUAGAGCCUUGUUUGCCGAGGGCAGCCGCGGCUCGCCCAGGAGCUUGAAAGUCUACACUGGAGAGUGCAAUGUGGAGGAGCUAUACGACUAGAAGAUUAGAACAAACGGAGAACACUGAAAUAAGAUACUCGCGACAGGGAGAAUAAGCUCUACGAGCUACGUAGACUACAUUUUUUUUUUCGUAUCGACACAGAACAACACUCUAAAACAGCGAUCUCGACCAUUCAAACAAAAGGUCGAAGAUACCAUGUAAAUAAAUACUUUGACACUGAUUUCAAUCUUCUCUCGAAAACAAACGAUAAAACGAA
Messenger RNA from Selaginella moellendorffii, 2077 nucleotides. RefSeq names its product glucose-6-phosphate isomerase 1, chloroplastic. The record is from RefSeq and is a predicted model, not a curated record. Gene Ontology annotation, cellular component: cytosol. Gene Ontology annotation, biological process: gluconeogenesis; glycolytic process; glucose 6-phosphate metabolic process. The transcript is spliced from 12 exons. The coding region runs from base 28 to 1860 and encodes 610 amino acids. NCBI's taxonomy places the organism in Eukaryota, Viridiplantae, Streptophyta, Lycopodiopsida, Selaginellales, Selaginellaceae. Gene Ontology annotation, molecular function: monosaccharide binding; glucose-6-phosphate isomerase activity; carbohydrate derivative binding.